Molecule: messenger RNA, 1669 nt
Organism: Centropristis striata (black sea bass)
Lineage: Eukaryota; Metazoa; Chordata; Actinopteri; Perciformes; Serranidae
Gene: aifm4
Product: apoptosis inducing factor mitochondria associated 4
Exons: 18
Coding region: 37-1599 (520 amino acids)
Cellular component (GO): cytoplasm
Molecular function (GO): 2 iron, 2 sulfur cluster binding; flavin adenine dinucleotide binding; oxidoreductase activity, acting on NAD(P)H
Source: RefSeq, a predicted model, not a curated record
CAAGAUGAUCAGCAGCAGCAGGAGGAGGUGACUGGGAUGGUUUGUCAGGAGGCCGACCUGAAAGAUGGACAGAUGAAGGAAGUGACAGUGGGGGAGCAGAAGGUGCUGCUGGUCCGGACUCGGGGUCAGUUCAGUGCUGUUGGAAGCCAGUGCUCUCACUAUAAUGCUCCUCUUAUCAAAGGAGCUCUGGUCGGGGACAGGGUGAGAUGUCCGUUUCAUGGCGCCUGCUUUAAUGUCAGAACCGGAGACAUCGAGGAGUAUCCGGGUUUGGACUCUCUGCCUUGUUACAAGGUAAAAGUUGACGAUGGCAAGGUGUAUGUUUCUGUCAGCAAGAAUUCUCUGAAGUCGACAAGGCGAGUGAAGGAAAUGUGCGGCAUGAAGCCAGACAGCAAACACACGGUGCUGCUGAUAGGAGGAGGCCCUGCUUCUCUGGUUUGUGCUGAAACUCUGCGUCAGAACUGCUACCAAGGACGAAUCGUCAUCAUAACCAAAGACAACCUGCCUCCGUUCGACAAGCCCAAACUGAGUAAGGCUUUGAAUGUGGACAGCAGCAGCAUCCUCCUCCGACCAAGUGACUUCUACCAGCAGUAUGGGAUCGAGGUGUGGACGCAGAGGGAGGUGGUGUCGGUGAUCCCGGCUGAUAAGGCGGUGAAGCUGAGUGACGGCUCUGUGCAGCGAUACGACCAGCUCCUCAUCUCAACCGGCUGCAGAGCGCGGCCACUCGACUGUCCCGGCUCGGAGCUGAAGGGAGUAAAGUUACUGCAGCGAUACGAAGACGCCAAAGAGAUUCACGAGUCCUGUUUGGACCAGAGAGUCGUUGUGAUCGGAGCCUCCUUCAUAGGUAUGGAGGUGGCGUCCUACUUAUCAGACAAAGCUGCCAGCGUGGCCGUGGUCGGAGCUUCCAGAAACCCGUAUGAGCGAUCUCUGGGGCCCGAGAUCGGCAAAAUGAGCAAGCAAAUGUUGGAGGAAAACAAUGUAAAGUUCUUCAUGAAUGAUAGAGUCACAGAGAUCCAAGGGGAGAACGGCAAGGUGAAACAGGUGGUGCUGAAAAGCGGUGCAGUCCUGGAGGCUGAUGUGGUGAUUGCUGGAAUUGGUGUAAUCCCCAAUUCAGACUUCUUGGCAGGAAGCGGGUUGGAAGUGGAUUCAAAGAAAGCUGUGAUUGUUGACAAGUGCAUGAGGACCAACGUACCAGAUAUUUUUAGUGCUGGAGAUGUUACGUCGUUCCCUCUCACCAUCCGCAGAGACCAAAGGGUUAACAUCGGUCACUGGCAAAUGUCACAAGCUCAAGGAAGAGUAGCUGCCUUAAACAUGCUGCAGAAACCGACCACAUGUGAGUCUGUUCCUUUCUUCUGGACCGUGCUGCUUGGGAAGAGCAUCAGAUACACAGGUUACGGAGAAGGAUACACAGAAAUCAUAUUCAAAGGCAAAGUGGAAGAGAGGAAGUUCCUGGCUUUCUAUCUGAAAGACGAGGUGGUGGUGGCUGCGGCCAGCCUGAUGUUUGAUCCAGCUGUGGCUCGUGUUGCAGAGCUGAUGGCUGCCGGUCAGAUCGUAACAAAGGCUCAGGCUCAAGCUGACGACCCGAGCUGGCUGCAGAUGUAACUGGACGCCGGCUGUUUCCAGAGUUGCAUCUCUCCGUGAUGAAGGAUGUCGUCUCAUUCUUUAAUCUUCC